Messenger RNA from Labeo rohita (rohu), 1908 nucleotides. RefSeq names its product melanocortin 4 receptor (gene mc4r). The transcript has a single exon. The record is from RefSeq and is a predicted model, not a curated record. NCBI's taxonomy places the organism in Eukaryota, Metazoa, Chordata, Actinopteri, Cypriniformes, Cyprinidae. Gene Ontology annotation, molecular function: melanocyte-stimulating hormone receptor activity. Gene Ontology annotation, cellular component: membrane. Bases 364 to 1344 code for a protein of 326 amino acids. Gene Ontology annotation, biological process: G protein-coupled receptor signaling pathway.
UGCUGGAAGCACUCUGGAGACUGAGUGCCUCAUUCUGAAUGCUGAAUGUUGCUGUUUGCACUUCAACAGUGUUGAAACAGAGUCAGUGUUUUCAGAUUCACUUAACUGCAGCUGUCUCCUGUCCUCUGAUUCUUUGUGUGCAUGUUUCUGUCUCUAUUUUGUUUUUUGUCUGUGCUCUGUGUAGGAAGCUCUUGCACACUAUCGUCGGACGUUGAUUUGGAGGAAGAGUUUUCUCAGAGGUGAGGUGACGGAUGCUCGUACAGUUCCUGCUUUGUUUGAUCUUCAUGAUGGAUGAUGUUCAAUUUGAAUUCACCCGACUGAUUUAAAGACAGAUCAAACCACUCACUACGGAUAUUCAGGGAAAUGAACACCUCACACCAUCAUGGACUGCAUCAUUCGUACCGAAAUCACAGCCAGGGAGCUUUGCCGGUGGGAAAGCCAGCUCAAGGCGAGAGAGGAUCAGCCUCUGGAUGCUAUGAGCAGCUGCUCAUCUCCACAGAGGUCUUCCUCACACUGGGGCUCGUCAGCCUCCUGGAGAACAUUCUGGUGAUCGCUGCUAUUAUCAAGAACAAGAACCUUCAUUCUCCCAUGUACUUCUUUAUCUGCAGUUUGGCCGUAGCAGACUUGUUGGUCAGCGUCUCCAAUGCCUCAGAAACGGUAGUGAUGGCCCUCAUCACGGGGGGCAACCUGACCAAUCGCGAGAGCAUCAUCAAAAACAUGGACAACGUUUUUGACUCUAUGAUUUGCAGCUCUCUGUUGGCCUCCAUUUGGAGUUUGCUGGCCAUCGCGGUGGACCGCUACAUCACCAUCUUCUACGCCUUGCGCUACCACAACAUCAUGACCCAACGGCGGGCGGGCACCAUCAUCACCUGCAUCUGGACCUUCUGCACGGUCUCUGGCGUGCUCUUUAUCGUGUACUCUGAGAGUACCACCGUUCUCAUCUGCCUUAUCAGCAUGUUCUUCACCAUGCUGGCGCUUAUGGCCUCGCUCUACGUCCACAUGUUUCUUCUGGCCCGCUUGCACAUGAAGCGCAUUGCCGCCCUCCCUGGCAACGGCCCUAUCUGGCAGGCGGCAAAUAUGAAAGGGGCCAUCACAAUCACAAUCCUGCUGGGGGUAUUCGUGGUGUGUUGGGCUCCGUUUUUCUUGCACCUCAUCCUCAUGAUCUCCUGCCCCCGGAACCCUUAUUGCAUCUGCUUCAUGUCUCACUUCAACAUGUAUCUCAUCCUCAUUAUGUGCAACUCGGUCAUAGACCCUCUCAUUUAUGCCUUCAGGAGCCAAGAGAUGAGGAAGACCUUCAAGGAGAUCUGCUGCUGCUGGUAUGGACUGACCUCACUGUGUGUAUAAGCAUUUAAUGUUAAGAUACUGAUUGUGAGAUGCUGGGUUGCAAGGCAGCACUAAGCAACCGUUACUGGAUGAUGCUGAGAAUGUGAAAGAUCUAAUUACACUGCAUAGCUUGUGUGAUUAUUCUGCGCACAUUUAUUUGAUACCCAGAGAAAUGUGAUACUAUGGCUGUGAUGAGCAUGAAAAAUGCUAAUGACUCAAAUGUUAAUGACUCAAGGAUUCUUUUAUUCAUUGACAAGCUAUUUUGGUGUUUAUUUAUAUAAAUAUAUAUAUAUACAAGCCUCAUUCAUUUUGCCUGCCAAGUAAGACGUCAAAAAGUCAAAGUGCCAAUAUUUAAAACUGUUAAAUGACAGACAUUCAUGGCACUGUUUGUGUUGUGAUUCAGUGACUCAAGCACAGUAUUUUGGCAACUGUGACUAUGUUCUCUUAGCAGGUUUGUACUUCAAUCAUCCAGCUUGAGAACCAUUGCAGAUUGAUAAAUGUGUUUCAAAUUAAUUUAUUUUUGUAUUUUGUAAGUUAAUUUGAUUUUUGUAACGCCAUCUUAUUGUGCAAAUAAAACAACAUCAA